Delphinapterus leucas (beluga whale) is the source of this 2332-nucleotide messenger RNA. It is a transcript of the gene FAM161A, whose product is annotated as FAM161 centrosomal protein A. Gene Ontology annotation, biological process: cilium organization. The record is from RefSeq and is a predicted model, not a curated record. Gene Ontology annotation, cellular component: cilium; photoreceptor connecting cilium; ciliary basal body. NCBI's taxonomy places the organism in Eukaryota, Metazoa, Chordata, Mammalia, Artiodactyla, Monodontidae.
CCUCCCGCAGCGGGCGCCGGUUUUGAGUGACUUUUGGCCCCUUGCGGCACCUGUAGCGUCCCUAGUUACCGGACCCCUAGUAACCACCUCCCCAAGCAAGGAGCCAUCGGGCGCCUGCUGCCGCGCCGGCUUCCACGCCCCGGGCCAGCGCGGGCGCUCAGGCCUCGGUGGCGUGGUGAUGGCCGCCUCGCACCGAGCAGCGAAGCUGGCGGCCAGCAGUCUCCAAACCCCGGUCAAUCCCAGCACCGGAGCGCGGGUCACCCAUUACGAACGCAAAGACCCCGUAGAGUCCCUGUCGGCGGCGGCAGCGGCCUUGGAGGAGGAGGAAGAGGAGGAGGAAGAGGCGGCGGGGCUGGCGCGGGCGCCGGCUGAUUUUAACACCAACAUUUCUGGGGUAAAUGAACAAAAACGUAUAAGCUGUGAGGAUUUUGUGGACCUUUCUGAUAUUUACCACUCUAAUGAAGAGUACUUCAGGAAACUAGAAGAGCUGAAGGCAGCCCACAUGGAAACUAUGGCAAAGUUAGAGAAAAUGUACCAGAAUAAAUUAAAUUUAAAGGAAGUUCAGCUAGCGAUCACCAUGGAAGAAGCUGCUAGUGUCUCUUCCAGGUCUGUAUCAGAAAAGAGCUCCCAUCAUCCUGUUUCAUUAAUGACAUCAAUUUCAGAGCCUGAUUUAGGUCAGUCUUCCUCCUUGAUUGUGUCUUCCUCUGAAGAUGAGUUGCCCAACGUAGAAAAAGAGUAUUCUGAGAAAAGCAGAAUGAUGACCUAUGCUAAGGAGCUCAUCAACAACAUGUGGACAAACUUCUCUGUUGAAGAUUAUAUUCAGUUUGAAGAUGCUGACUUGCCAGCACUCGAAAAAAAAAAAAAGAAGCCAAAAGAAUGGGUGCCAAAGAUUACAGUACCUGAGCCUUUUCAAAUGAUGAUUAGAGAGCAGAAGAAAAAAGAAGAGAACAUGAAAUCUAAAUCAGAUAUUGAAAUGGCACGCAAACUGCUCAAGAAACAAGAAGAAGAAUCAGAGUGUAAGAAAAAAUUCCGAGCCAACCCAGUUCCUGCGUUCGUCUUUCUCCCCCUUUAUCAUGAUAUAGUCAAGCAAAAUGAAGAACGGAGGAGGUCUAUGAAGGAGAAAAACAAAGAAGCUCUUUUGGCCUCGCAAAAGCCGUUUAAGUUUAUUGCAAGGGAGGAACAGAAGCAAAUUCGGGAAAAGCAGCUGAAAGACUUUUUUAAGUCUAAAAAGAAAACAAACCAAUUUAAAGCCAGACCGAUACCUCGAUCUACUUAUGGUUCAACUGUCAAUGACAAGUUAACAGAAGAAGAACUCUAUAGAAACAUUAGGACGCAGCAGAGAACCCAAGACUUUUUACAGAAUUCAUCCCCUCUGCCUUGUAGUCCAGCUCGCAGAAGUUAUGCUACAAGGAAGCCCAAGUGUCCUGAACAGGCUGAAAAGUCCAAGUGUAAACACAAGGUUAGGUGCCAGACUGCUGAUACUGAAGACCUUCCUGAGAGAUAUCAGAAACAUCACUCAGAACAGAAGUGUCCAAAACCCCUGACAGUCUGUGAACCAUCUGACCUUCAUGCAGCCUCACAUGCAUCCACUGAAAGAGAGAAAAUCUUGGCAGAUAUUGAAGCAGAUGAAGAAAAUUUAAAAGAAACACGUUGGCCUUAUCUGUCUCCAAGGCGCAGGUCACCAGUAAGAAGUAGAAAUGCAAAACCUGUGCCUUGUAGCUGCAACCCUCCCAUGCCCACGGUGUCCUCCAGGGGAAGAGAACAAGCCACAAGGAGAUCACUUGAGGAAAAGAAAAUGUUGGAAGAAGAGAGAAAUCGGAUCCUAACUAAGCAGAAGCAAAGAAUGAAAGAAUUGCAGAAACUCUUGACAACCCGGGCUAAGGCUUAUGACUCACAUCAGAGUUUAGCUCAAAUGUCUAAAUCCAGAGUAAAAUCUCUCAGAAAGAGUGAAAAAGAAAGGAUGAGAGAAUACCGACGAGAACUAGAAGAAAGAGAAGAAAAAUUAAAAAACAGGCCGCUGCUAUUUGAAAGAGUUGCUCAGAAAAAUGCAAGAAUGGCAGCAGAAAAGCAUUAUUCUAACACCUUAAAAGCACUAGGAAUAUCUGAUGAGUUUGUUUCAAAGAAAGGCCAAAGUGGAAAAAUAUUUGAGUACUUCAGCAAUCAAGAGAUGAAAAGUUUCACUGAAGAUAAAGAAAGCUUUAAUGAAGAAAAAAUAGAAGAAAGAGAGAAUGGGGAAGAAAAUUAUCUUACUGAUACCAACAGCCAAGAUUCUUGCAAGGAAACAGGUAAAGCUGAUGAAGAGAGUGGAGAAGAGAAUUGUGUUGAAGAAUAA